Messenger RNA from Colletotrichum destructivum, 849 nucleotides. RefSeq lists its product as uncharacterized. The transcript has 2 exons. NCBI's taxonomy places the organism in Eukaryota, Fungi, Ascomycota, Sordariomycetes, Glomerellales, Glomerellaceae. The coding region runs from base 1 to 849 and encodes 282 amino acids. The record is from RefSeq and is a predicted model, not a curated record.
AUGGCCAGAAAACACGGAGCCCCCGCGGACUUCCAAGACAACGCUGCGUCUCCGGUCCGCAAGAAGCGACGCAUUGUCUGGCGCGACAAUGACUCGGACGGCGCCAAUAGUAUCCGGCACCGUCGCCACCCCCGGCCGAAACCCUUCACCAAGGCCGAUGCAAAAGCGUUGUAUCGUCAGAUGCAAGAUUUUGAGAAUGAGUACAAGAAUGAAGGUUACACAAUCACCGGAGACACGCCCCCCAAGGACAUCGAUAUCACAAUGACUCGCGGCACUCUGCACCUCCGGCACCGCGAGAUUCGCAACGCUCUCGACCGAACCUUCUCCGCCCACUCGUCCCGCGUCUUGCAUCAUUCAUGCCGGACCUACCGUCUCCUGACCGGAUACCGCGCCGCUCUGGCCCGCCACCGAGCCCUCUGGCGCCACCGCAGAGAAGUCCGCCGCACCCUCCGCAUCACCCACGCCCUCGACCGGAAGAACGCCCGUCUCGUUGCCGACGAGGCCGCCGCCGACGCAGACACCGAGCGAGACUUCCACGACGACAAAGACCCGUCGUGCCAGCGGGUCCGUUUUGACAAGAGGCGCAAGUGGUACCGCACCGUCAAGAAGGACAUGCGUCGCCGAGGCCAGUGGAUCUCCAAGGAGGCGCCCGGCCCGGGCAUCGAGUGGGAGCCCGUGAACGUGCACGAGGCCCCAGGCGCGCGGGUGAGGUUCUACAACCCCGUCGCUGGCGAUUGGAUCCUGCCGGCGCACGUCAAGAGCCAGGGAGAUCUUAAUGUGUAUCUGAACCAGCUGGGCUUGCUCUUCAGCUUGCCCUUCCGUCAUCCGGAAGCUCGGCCGUGGGUUUGA